AUGCAUCUCAUAACAGAUAAGGAAAGCGUUGAUAACAUAAAUGAUGCGAAAGAGGCUCUCUUUGCUGAAGGGAAUCAACUCUUGAAAAAUACAAUUCAAGGCAUAUAUCUGUCAUCGGAUGAACACUACGAGUACAACCAGUCCUGGCUCUGCACUCAUUGUUCAGUGCCUUCGCUGUCCAAACGGCGCGUAUGUAUCGCCAGAUUAACACAUCCGACAAAUCUGGGCAUUACUUCACACGAUAUAACAUUUGUGAUCGUUGUGUUAACUCCAGUCAAUGAGAAAGAGACAAAAAAUGCCAAAGAGCUCAGCCGUACGUUCGCUACCAUUUUUGCUGACCUCAACUUCAGACAAAAGCUCAUGAAUGCCACAAAUAAACAACAAUUCAUUGAAUUAAUUGAGAAAAGAGCCCAUUAUUUGUCUGAAAACGCAUUUUUAAAGACAGAUUUUGUGCGACAAUUCAGUGAAAAAGAGCCAAAACUUGGGUUCACUUUCGGAAAGGGAAUCGUCGAGAAUCUGAGGCGAAGAACUCAAUACUAUUGGAGUGAUUAUGUCGACGGUUUUACGGGUCCGAAGACUAUACAUAAGACACUGUCGGCCACAAUAUCGCUAUACUUUGCGUGUAUUCUUCCGUGUAUUGCGUUCGGAGUGUUGGACGACAAGAACACUGACGGCAAGAUUGACACCAGACGUGCUCUCGUCGGCCAAACUAUCGGCGGUUUUGUGUUCGCACUGUUUGGCGGACAGCCUCUGGUCCUCAUUAUGACAACCGCUCCGUUAUGUCUCUACACGAAAGUGGUUUACGACAUCUCCGGUGACUUCGGUGUCGAUUUUUACGAUAUGUUUGCCUGCGUUGGGCUCUGGAAUGCAUUGUUUGUUGUGUUGUACGCCCUCUUUGACGUGUCUGUCCUCAUGAGAUGGUGUACCAGAUCUACCGAAGAGAUAUUCUCAUUGUUCAUAUUCUUCGCAUUCAGCGUCGAUGCCAUUAAAGACUGCGUGAAGAAUUUCAAUGCCCACUAUUGUGUGAGUGAAUGCAAUAUUACUCCUAAUAAUGAAGCGAUGAAUAGCACUCGUGAAUGCGCUCAACAGAACAGUGUAUUAUUUUUAUUCCUAAUGUUGGCAACGGUAUGGUUAGCCCUCUUUCUCUAUAACUUCAACAAAACGCCCUACUUGAAUGGCAAUAAGCGAGAAAUGUUGACCGAUUAUGCCCUCCCACUCGCCGUCAUUACAUUCAGUUUUGUCGGCUCUUUCCUCUUCAGUGACAUCAAAGCAUUAAUACAUUUGUUGUAUCCACUGUUUUGUCACCACAACUACACAACAAUAACAGCCGAACCCUUCAAAUUCAGCGCUGGCUUCGAGUUUGAGAGGCCAUCGUUCAGGAGUCUAACGGUUGGGUCGGUAUUCGUGUCGAUGGUUCUGGGCUUUGCUCUAUCGUUGCUCUUCUAUAUGGAUCAGAACAUAUCCGCAGCGAUGGUUAAUAAUCCCAAUAAUAAGCUAAAGAAGGGCAGUGCAUACCAUUGGGAUCUAAUGGUUGUGGGAAUACUGAACGCAUUUCUGUCUGUAAUGGGCUUUCCAUGGAUGCACGGAAUCCUCCCUCACUCUCCCCUUCACGCCCGCAGUUUGGCUGACGUCGAGCGCCGCUCACACGAGGGCUGCGUUCGGGACGUCGUUAUCAACGCCCGCGAGACCCGAGUCACUGGACUCGCAAUCCACGCGUUAAUUGGAUUAUCACUACUCCUAAUACCGCAUCCACUCGACUAUAUUCCCACAUCAGUGCUGAACGGACUCUUCCUCUACUGUGCCAUCGCUUCCCUCCGAGAGAACUCAUUCUUCGACCGAAUUCUGCUCUUCAUUACCGAACAAUCUUCUUAUCCGCCAAAUCAUUACGUCCGUCGAUGUCCUCAGAGAAAGAUCCAUAUCUUUACUUUUGUCCAAUUAAUUCAAUUGGCAGUCCUGUGCUUCUUUGGAUUCGCCCCCUGGGCUUACGUUCAAAUGGCAUUCCCUAUCAUUAUAGCUAUACUAAUACCUAUAAGAUCCAAAAUUAUGCCAUUGUUUCUGGAAAACAAAUAUAUCGAUGCAAUUGAUGGCUACCAUUAA
Molecule: messenger RNA, 2097 nt
Organism: Medioppia subpectinata
Lineage: Eukaryota; Metazoa; Arthropoda; Arachnida; Sarcoptiformes; Oppiidae
Source: the annotation of a GenBank genome assembly